AUGGAAACGGGCAGCCCGGAGGAGCGGGACGGAGGGGACCAGCGGCGACAGGAGGGUGGGGACGGCCCUCCCGACAGCGCCAAUGGCUCAGUGGUGGCAGCGGAGCCGCAGCAGCCGCCCCCGGGCAAGCUGAGGAAAACGGCCUUCAAGCUGUUCGGGGGCAAGCGCAGCAUCUGCACCCUGCCCAGCUUCUUCGGCGGCCGCGGCAAGAAGGGGCUCAGCAAGUGCAAGACCCACGACGGGCUGAGCAGCGCUGCCUGUGACAAGGGCGGGGGGACGCAGCCGGACAGCCCCUCGGAGGGCAGCAGGGAUGGGCAGCACGGAGCCCUGCCCAGCUCCCGCAGCGCCCAGCUGGCCACCGACAGCAGUGCCAAGGGGGAUCUGGGCCAGCGGGACAGCUCUCCCCCCGGGAGCAUCGAGGGCUGUGAUAAAAAGUCCACUGGGGAGAAAUCUUCUUUCCCCAGACCCAAAAAAGGGCUGAAAGGGUUUUUUAACAGCAUCCGGCGCCACCGGAAGAGCAAGGCUGCCGAGAGCGAGAAGGCAGAGCUCCCCGAGUGGAACGGGGACACGGAGGAGGCUGGGAAUGCUCCUGGAGUGGGAGUGGAGAGCCAAGGAGUUGUGGAGAGCAGGGGAGCAGGGCCGGUCCCUGAGGCCACGGCCUGCCUGGGGGGUGACUCCAGCUGUGGCGAGGCCACCGAGCCCGCGGGCCCCGCGGCUGGUGGAGGCAGCUCUGAGGGUGACACGAUGGCCGUGCCGGGGGACGGGGACCUUCCGGAUACAAAACCAGAGGCUGAGGCUGCUGCCUGCGCCGAGUUUGACCGCGAGAGUUUGCUGCUGGCCUUCCACCCUGACUUCAUGGACAACGAGCCUCCCUGCCUGCACUCCGGGGACCUGCUGAGCCUCAUGCUGGGGGACGUCACCUCCCUGAAGAGCUUUGACUCCCUGACGGGGUGCGGGGACGACAUCGCCGAGCCCGACAUCGCCGAGAGCAGCAUCUCGGUGGAGCGCAGCCGCGACGCCGCCAAACGCAGCUCCUGCCUCGUCACCUACCAGGGUGGUGGUGAGGAGAUGGCCAUCCCUGAGGAGGCUGAGGAGUACCUGCACCAGGUAUGGGACAGCAGCGUGCCGGGGGACAGGAGCUACGGGGCCCAGGUGUCCAGCAGCAGCCUGGAGACACACGCCUCUCACGAGGCCGACGCCCACCCCUACGUGGGGGAUGCCGUGGAUGGUGUUGACCUCCUGACGCCCCAGAGUGACCAGCAGGAGUCUGCCCCAAACAGUGAUGAGGGGUAUUAUGACUCCACCACGCCAGGACCGGAUGAUGAGGCUGGGGAGGAGCUCAAGAAGGACAGACUGCCCCGGGACAGCUACAGCGGCGAUGCACUUUACGAGUUUGACGCCCUGAUGAGCCCCUCUCACGGGGAGGAAUCUCUGUUUGAGGGCAAAGUCCCACACCAGGGCAUCUUCAGCUACUUCAUGGACUUCUGCCUCCCUGCGGAGAAGAGCCUGAUCCAGCAGAUGAUGGAUCAGAAAAGAGGGCUGAUGGAAACUGAAGAAGAGGGGCUUGCAGCCAUUCAGAAAGAGCUGCUGUACUGGGAGCUGCAGAGGGAGCCCGUCCUGAAACGCCUGGAUGUCUCCAGCCAGGAGAAGUGUCCCCGGGAAAAGCAGUGCAUUGAAUGUAAAAGCAGAGCAGCCAGCUCCAUUGGCAAGGGUCAGAGCGGCCUUGGGAGUGAGCAGGUGGCCUCACACACUCCGAGCCGGGCUCUCAAUGGUGGGGUUGCAGUGGCUAGGGCUGAAAAUCCAGAGUGGAGGGAUUUUCCAGGGACUCUGUGUCCAGAAAACUGUUACAACAGCCAAAAAGCCCCCGGGAGUUGCCUUAUUCAGCUCACAAAGAGCAACCCGGGGUUCGAUGCAGGCCCGGACUGUGGGAUGCUUGGGGACUCCAUCCACGGCAGCGUGGCCCCAGCCAAGGCAGGGAUGUUCCCUGGGUUCAGGCUGUCUGAGCAGGAGCGUGGCGGCAGAGCAGAGCCCAGCCCUGGUGAGCCCCAGGUGGGCAGCGAGCCCGAGCACGCCGUGAGCUUCUCCCAGGCUCUGGUGGAGUUCGCCAGCAGCGGGACCCUCUUCUCCAGCCUCUCCGAGAGCCUGGGGAGCUCGGCCUCCAGCUCGUCCUUCACCCAGAACCUCCCCGCCCUCCCCACCAUGGUCACCUUCGACGUGGUGGACGUGGAGCAGGACGGGGAAGGGGAGUGCGAGCAGCACCCGGAGCUGACUGCGGGCGAGGACAUCGCCGAGGCCUUUGAUGAUGGCUACGGACAGAAAGAGUCGUUGGCUGAAUGUGACGAGAGAAUGUCCCCGGGCUUCUCCCCGGGCUCUUUCCAGAGCAGCAACUGGGGCGUGGCCAGCCUGCCCCGCCACCUGCGCCUGCACGGGCUGAGCCCCUCCAUGCCUGCGCCGCUCUCCGUGGACCGGAGGAGCCGCUCGCUGGACACCGAGAGCCUGGAGUUCGAGCUGGCCGAGCCACAUGGAGCCCGCAGCGGCCCCCAGCACUGCCGCCUCUGGGCCAGGCGUGAAGCUGGCAGGAAGGACUCUGCUGGAGCCAGGAGGAGCAGGAGCAAGGAGGAGGGCGAGCUGGUGGCUCCCGAGGGUGGCUUGAGCUGGCCGGGCCUGCGGCACCUCCAGCACGACGCUGCUCCCGGUGGGAUGGAGCUCUGGGGCUUCGCUCCGGCCGGCGCCGUGGAGAGCGUCUGGGAGCCAUCAGAGCCACCAGACGCCGCGUCCCCUUUCCUGCCUCUCUCCCGGGGUGGCAUCGGGGAGGCUCCGGAGAGGAGGCCCCAAGAGGCAGAGCUGACCAGGCACCCGCUCCGCCCCUCCAACCUCCCCCUGCAGCCCGAGGCCAGGCCGGCCCGGGAGGCGGCCGGGUCCUACCGGUACCACGGGGAUGUCCCCAAGCUGUCCCGUUUGUUACCCCUGGGAGAAGCGGGGCUGCCCCCGAGCUUUGGUUUCGCCCGCUCCCCGGAGCACCGUGCCAGGGGCAAACCCGUGGGCAUCGCCCAGGGCGUGCCGCAGCAUCCUGGGGACAGCGGUGGGGACCCCGAGAGCCCGGAGCCGCUCAAGGGCAGGGCCACCCCGGGGCACGGCGGCUGCCGUGGCACCGUGUGCAGUGUCACCGACGCUGAAUAG
Cinclus cinclus is the source of this 3180-nucleotide messenger RNA. It is a transcript of the gene AMER1, whose product is annotated as APC membrane recruitment protein 1. The transcript has a single exon. The record is from RefSeq and is a predicted model, not a curated record. Bases 1 to 3180 code for a protein of 1059 amino acids. Gene Ontology annotation, cellular component: plasma membrane. Gene Ontology annotation, molecular function: phosphatidylinositol-4,5-bisphosphate binding; beta-catenin binding. NCBI's taxonomy places the organism in Eukaryota, Metazoa, Chordata, Aves, Passeriformes, Cinclidae. Gene Ontology annotation, biological process: regulation of canonical Wnt signaling pathway.